Molecule: messenger RNA, 1275 nt
Organism: Guyanagaster necrorhizus
Lineage: Eukaryota; Fungi; Basidiomycota; Agaricomycetes; Agaricales; Physalacriaceae
Exons: 4
Coding region: 10-1095 (361 amino acids)
Source: RefSeq, a predicted model, not a curated record
CUCUCUGCCAUGGCUACUCCCCGGUUUCAAGGUUUUCCACCUUGGUUCUCUUAUAUCACCUUUUCCAUCGACGUAGCGGCAACCCUGGAUUUAUACUGUGAUGGAGGUGACGAGGCCAUGUUGCGAAAGUUGGAUGGCCUUGAGGAUAGAAAAUAUGCUGGUUACUGCUCGGAGAUCCAACUGCCACGUGAACCCACAUACCACGUUAUCAUCAUUAGGCCACUACAACAGGGUCUCACCAAGCCUCACCCUCACAGACCCCAGCAUGCACGGCCUUCGAUGUGUGUCCCCAUCUCACCAGAAACGGCCCAUCCUAGGUCCAGGGAACCUCUGGAAGUGACGAAGCCACUGCCAUGGAGCAACUGCUAUCACCCUACCUGCUACGACGUUUGUGUACGUAUACCGACAGAAAGGCGGGACUAUUGUCAGUCAUCAUAUGUGGAUGGGCAUCUUUCCCUCCAGCACUUGAAAUUUCUCAAAGAGGAUAUACGCUACGGACAGUUCCUUCAGGCUGGGCUAGAUGAUGAUCACAUCCUUCGAAUUCUUGACGGUCAAGAAGACGCCCCAGCUACGGAUGUGCCGGACGAUGCUUCGGAGACUGAUAGUCUAGCUAGCCAGAUGUUCCUGGCUAAGCAACCAGGCUCCGAUAAAGUCGAACAUGAACUGUGCUUUAUGCCCGUUAUGCAUUUCGAUCACAUCCUGUCGAAUGUCCCAGAAAUAGCUGAUCCAUCGCAGUUAUGUGGAGACCUACUUCUUUUCCAAGAGAUCGUGCAGGAGUAUCAGCUUGCCCGCUAUGGAUCGGUGCUUUUCGACUCGCCGGAGGAUCUGCCAAUCGACGAGACUCCUGUUUGUGACAAUGUUUCAUCGGUUUAUACUGUAUACACUGUAGCGUCGGCGGAAUCUCGCGCAAGCUCGACGGAAGAUUUGAGCUCUGGUUCUCCGGACUCUCAUGAACUGGACUCAUCGUUAGAGGAGUCUCCCGAGGUGCCGGUGCCCACUCGGAAAGGAAAGUGGAGAGUCAAGUCGCUCCUCCGGAGGGCGAUCAUGAAUUUUGUCGAGGUCUUCAAGUGGCGCAAGGGUUCUUGCAAGUUGUGAUUUGGCCUGCAGGAUAGACCCAAUCACCUCACCUUCGUUUAUUAUAUACAUUAUUUUGUAUCGCUAAUCCUAUUGUACAACUCACAUUCUCUUUAGUAUGGUAUCGCGGCUUCUUUUGGUGUAACUACUAUUGCAAUAUAUGAAGUGGGGUAGAAUCUAUAUCAGAAGCCAACUUAUGAA